AAAAGCUGUGGUAUACCUUGGCUGAGACUGGCAGUGCAUGCACCAUGGACCCUUCGUUCCUGCUGUCCUUUCCUUUGCUCCUGACUCUAUUGCCACCUUGUAAUGCUUGUCUUUGUAAAUUACUGCACCCCCAGACUGUUUACUGCGAGACGGAUGUCGUCAUAAUUGUUGAUAUACUGGGACCAGGAGAAAUCACCAGAACUAGACGAAAUUUCAAAGUCAACGUCACUCAGAUACUGAAGGCUCCCAAGGGGACCUCUGAAAUCCGUUAUAUCUACACACCCCGCAGAGAGGAGGACUGUGGUUACACAGUGGUCAAUUCUCACCAGUCACAAUUACUUAUUGCAGGUUACCUGAGUAGGGGGAAGGUGUACUUCACAAGAUGCCAUCUGUUUUAUUUUUGGUAUCGGCUUACGCCACAUCAGCAAUUAGGUUUCCAGUCAGUGUACAACGCAGGAUGUGACUGUCAAAUUCUGCCCUGCCUUCUCUGCUGGCGCAACUGCCCUGAACCUGAUGUCACAGACUGUACAUGGAAACAAGCAAACUGUGAGUACAGUAUAUGGCAAGGAGACGACUCCCUGUUUUCCACGUGUGUUCCUUCGACAUCUGGUCGGUGUGGGUGGACGAGAAUUUCACUCCGGCCCUCAAAUACAACUUCGCCAAACUCUUUGCUUACAACGAUUCCUCCAAGCUCUUCACUUACGCCUUUACCAUAGGUUUUAAUAUUCUCUUUCUUGAUCUGGGUGAUGUUGAUAGAACUGGGUUCAUUUUGUAAGCAAUCAUUGAGUUGUACGCUGAAAUUU
This is a messenger RNA of Cercocebus atys (sooty mangabey), 803 nucleotides long. RefSeq names its product metalloproteinase inhibitor 1-like. Gene Ontology annotation, biological process: negative regulation of membrane protein ectodomain proteolysis; negative regulation of endopeptidase activity. The coding region runs from base 45 to 716 and encodes 223 amino acids. The transcript has 6 exons. NCBI's taxonomy places the organism in Eukaryota, Metazoa, Chordata, Mammalia, Primates, Cercopithecidae. Gene Ontology annotation, molecular function: metalloendopeptidase inhibitor activity; protease binding. The record is from RefSeq and is a predicted model, not a curated record. Gene Ontology annotation, cellular component: extracellular matrix.